Molecule: messenger RNA, 628 nt
Organism: Acanthisitta chloris (rifleman)
Lineage: Eukaryota; Metazoa; Chordata; Aves; Passeriformes; Acanthisittidae
Product: mitochondrial ubiquitin ligase activator of nfkb 1-A-like
Exons: 5
Biological process (GO): protein ubiquitination; organelle organization
Molecular function (GO): ubiquitin-protein transferase activity
Source: RefSeq, a predicted model, not a curated record
AUGGACAUACCCAUCACUCCGGGGGAGCUGCUGUGUCUGGGCUCCAGCCUCGCCUUCUCCAGCCUCUUCUACUACCUGUACAGGAAGAAAGCCAGAGUUGUGGCACGCAUACAGGAGGCCCCAAAGCUCCAGGUUGAUGACGAUUUGCCAGCCCUGGUGUCUGCAGCUGAAGGGAGGUGCCUGCCUUAUGUUGCCCUGGAAGGCAUAGUGCUGCCAGCCAAGGCUGUGCUGACCAGCCACUACCAUGCAAGGCUGCAGGGUGUGAUCCAGAAACUGCUGCUGAGGGAACAUCGGCUCAUCUGGAACAGCUUAGCCCGGAGCUGGAGCGAGAGUGAGCGAGUGCUCUCGGAGCAGAUCUAUACCGUCCCCUUCCUGCUGGCCUCACCAGCCCUGCCGCUGGAAAUAGUGUAUGAGCGGUUUCAGCAGCCAUCCCAUGGCUUCCGUGACCUGCUGGGCCAGUACCUGAUUGGGGAGAAGCCCAAGGGCAUCCUGGAGACAGAGGAGAUGCUGCGGGUUGGGGCCGGGCUGACUGGCAUCGGGGAGCUGGCCCUGCACCCCGACGGCUCCUUGCACCUCCAGCCGCCCGCCCAAGGGGGCGAGUAUUUCCUGUGCCUGGGGGACUGGCAGU